This is a messenger RNA of Penaeus vannamei (Pacific white shrimp), 1562 nucleotides long. The record is from RefSeq and is a predicted model, not a curated record. NCBI's taxonomy places the organism in Eukaryota, Metazoa, Arthropoda, Malacostraca, Decapoda, Penaeidae.
GAUAAUUUUAUACAAAUAGACAAUUGUGUAAUGAAAACAAAAUGCCUCUGCAAUAUUUUCCUUCCAGUCGCUGUUCUAUUUUCACCCAACAGAGUCUAAACAAAAAGAUUUCCAAAUAACGGAGGAAGUCCUAUGUAAAUAAAGAACCUCUCUUUCUAAGAAAAAAACAAACUAAGAGAGAUCAUAUAAAAGAAAGAAUAGAAAAGAAAAAGGAUCCAGGGGAUAUAGACUAUGCAAAAGUCUAAAACCCUAUAAAAGAAGAAAGAAGAAGAAGAACCUCGGAAUACACAGGAGACAGGCCAGGUACCGUGAGAGGAAGAAAUAAAUUUUAAAAAAAAUUUGGCUCUCCCCGACAUGUUAAGUCUGAUUCUUCAAGAUGGCUAUGAGCAUCAGAAAAGGAUAUAAGAACAAGAAAAAAAAUCUGCUUUAUACUCCAGCCACAAUCUUAGAAAGUGAUACUGAAGAUAACUUUACAAUACCUGUAGAAGCUUUGCCCAACGUUCAAAUCCCACAGCAGGUUCUAGCUUAUGACGGACUACCAGCUCCGGCUAUGAUAUCGUUCAUCGAAUCUCCAAGUCUUUUUUAUCUACAUCUUGUAAACAGUGAGACAGCAACUAUAGACAGCUUUUGUAGUUCCAUGACGGAGUACUACAAAGGUGAUAGUGAACCUCUACAAGUAAAUCAGCUUCCAUUGGGGUCCCACUGGGCUGUCUACAGUAGUGAUGGGUUAUGGUAUCGGUGUCAGAUACUUUCCAACCUCUUUUUGGAAGAUCAGGAUAUUAUAGAAGGUGGACCAAGACUGAGAGUCCGCUUUAUUGAUUAUGGAUACUGUAGUGAAGUCAAGGUUAAGGAUAUCAGAGUCUUGAGUGAAGAAUUCACACUGCUGCCUGCCCUGGCUGUGCCUUGUUGUUUAGCAAAGGUGUACCCUCAACAUGCCUGGGAAAAGAGUCCUUGGUCCUUAGAAAGUACAGAAGCCUUUCAAAAGUUAUGUGGAGAACCUGACUCCAUUCUACAGACAUAUUUCUCAACACUUAAUUGGAGCAGUAGAAAUGAGGUUAUAUUGGAGACUACAGAAGGCCUGGUCAUCAAUGAAGCACUUGUUCUCCAGGGCCAUGCCAUAUCAAAAGUUUUACUUCAAGCUGCAAACAAAGAUGAGGUAUCAUGUGAAGUCACCAGUGCUCCUGCAGAAGCUGUGGAGAAUUCAGCAGAUUUGGAAACACUUCCACCUACUUGGAAUCCUAUGGAAAGUGCAUAUCUGAAUCCGGCAAAUUCAGUCUCUUUUGAUGAUGAAUGCGCUGAAAGUGUAUUCCUGGGAUUCAGGAAUAGAGACGAAUCCCGCUUGUGUAAAUAUUUCCGCCGGGGGCUUCGUUGUCCAAGAGGAGAUGCAUGUCGAUGGGAGCACGUCAGGCAGCAUGAGGAUAUGUAUUGACUGUAAACUCUGAAGACUGGACAAUACAAGUUUAGGAACAAGUAGUAAGAAGGAUCACGACGGUGACAAAGGGAACAAGUAGUGAGUCAGCAGCAUCUAACGUUACAGCUUAAAUGGCUGAAGCACCCGAAUC